AUGUCCACUCCGAGGUCUCACGCAAAUCCCAAUCCCAAUCCUCGUCUAUCAGACAUCUUUGGCCAAGGCCACAGCGCCUACUUCUCAAACGGACCCGUCACCCGCCUGUCUUCCAUCCGGCUGAACAAGCAGCUCUUGGACAAGGCCUCAACGCACCCCUCGGCCCGGUAUCUCACCUUUGAGGAGCUCAACCCCCUGCGCGACCCGCAAGGGAAGCUCGCGUUCGUGAGCUAUGACGACGUGGCCAACGGGAUGGGCCGGCCCUACGCGCACGACGAAAAGGCUCAGAUCGCGGCGUUCGAUCCGGACGAACACCACCCGAACGUCAUCUUCUUGGGGAUGUGUCUAGAAGCCGGGGGUAAUUGUCGGCGAGAAGGUCCAACUGGGCGAGUACACCGGCGUGCCGUACUUUGCGCUGGACGUGACGUCGUCGGAGCAUUACGCCGGGUUCAAGCAGCGGUUGCUGCAGCGAUCCACGACACACACGCCCCGACCCGCAUCGACCUGACGCUCGACCACGCCCGAGCCGCAAUCUACAGCCACGCCCGCGCUCUGCUCGACUGGAACACCCGCAACCGGUACUGUAGUAGCUGCGGCGGCCGCACGCUGUCCACGCUCGGCGGCGCCAAAGUCGUCUGUCCCCCAGCCGACUGCGGCGUUGGCCGUACCCUUCCACCAUGCUGA
Molecule: messenger RNA, 684 nt
Organism: Cladophialophora yegresii CBS 114405
Lineage: Eukaryota; Fungi; Ascomycota; Eurotiomycetes; Chaetothyriales; Herpotrichiellaceae
Exons: 1
Coding region: 1-684 (227 amino acids)
Biological process (GO): NAD+ catabolic process; NADP+ catabolic process
Cellular component (GO): cytosol
Molecular function (GO): NADH pyrophosphatase activity
Source: RefSeq, a predicted model, not a curated record